UUCACACUUGCUCGGUGUUGUGGACCCACUUACUAGUAGUAGCGGCCUGGAAGAACCCACUUUCCGGGCCUUAGGGCGCCACCAACAGAAGAUAUACUUUUAGAAUGCUGGGCUUGGCUUGCAUAGGCAUAAAUUAUGCAGUGGUUGGUAUACAGCAUUCUGACAGGAAAUCAUUUCUUGAGUCAUUGGGUUGGCUGGACUGCUGAAGAAACAUGAAAAGAUCGUCAGUUCUAGGCAACAAUAAUUAUAUUCAUUUGAAGCAAAACUGGAUCAAGUUGUUUCACGUCGUGACUCAUCUUUCACUCGUCUAUCUAUAUAAAUCCAUGCCAAAUGUCACUUCUGGGCGCUCCCAUGCAGGAUCAAGAUGAGGGUCAUCGCAACCACCGAACAAGUACUGCAGCACCUGCAGUUCGCCGCCUCUGUAAUAACGCUGUUAUUUCUCUUCUCCUCUUUCCUGGUUAACCAUGGACACUCUACAAUUGAAAAGACGUCCCGGCCGCGCAGAUCUGCUGUCAUUGUCGGUUCAAUCGGAUGCAUAGUCGCAUACUAUGUUACUCAAGUCAUCAUUGUUUUCCGAGAACGCCAUGAGCAUGUACAAAUACAGAACCGUCUUAUGCUUCCGAUAAUCCUGUCCUUGGCAUGGGGUUCACUCGUCACACGCAGACAUUCUUGGUUGCCAGAAUUAACCGGCCUCUGUGUCAUUUCACUCGUCUCGGGGGUUCCUGUCUUGGUCCUUGAUACAAUAUAUAGAUCCCGUUACACCAAACGCCAAGCCCUGCUUGUUGCGGAAUCUCUCCCACUGGUUCAUGGGGGUGGCGUGCUGGUAUACUGUGUGAUCGUAUAUUUGCGCUUGCGGAGAGCGAGUGCGAGGCUCCUAGCCAAGGACGAAACGAGGUCCAGCCUCAGCAACUCAGACAGUUCCAUAGCAUCCGAGCGAUACCGUGACCAUUGCAGCAACCUAGACUCGGACUCGGACUCGGAUACAGACAGCUCCGACGACGAAGACGAGGAAGAUCUUGACACUCGAAUCGGGGAGCUUCGCAAGUCAGGUCAUUGGAUAGACUAUCUCUCAACCUUCAAAGUCUUUCUACCGUUCCUCAUCCCGCGAAAAGAUAUCAAAGUUCAGUUGUGCUUUCUGGUCUGUGUGUUAUGCUUAAUCACCGAUCGUGUGUUGAAUGUGGUGGUGCCCACGCAGCUGGGUAGCAUCGCGAACAAGCUUUUCACACAGGAGCUUGCUCUCUCAGACCUCGGGAUAUACUUUGCUUUGAAUAUUCUCCACGGGCAAUCAGGGUUGGAGAUGCUAAUGUCACUGGUUAAGAUUCCCAUCCAGCAGUUCUCUUACCGACAGCUCACCAACGCUGCCUUCAGUCACGUCAUGGAUCUCACGAUGGAAUUCCACUCUGAACGAGACUCUGCUGAGGUCAUGAAGUCUAUUGAGCAGGGCGGCGCGCUUACGAAUGUCUUGGAAACCAGCUUCCUAGAGAUAGCUCCAGCGGUCAUUGACCUAUUUGUUGCGUUUGUCCUUCUUUACCUCAAGUUCAACUCACUGGCGGCAUUGUGCAUGCUUAUUGCAACGCUGACAUUCCUGUCAUUGGAAGUCGCUGCAUCCCGCUGGAACGUCGACAAUCGUCGGCAACUGACUAAGGCUGAGCGAGGCGAGGCGCGUGUGAUGCAUCAAGCUAUUCAGGGAUGGCUAACGGUUUCGUCAUUCAACAUGUUCGCGUAUGAGAAAUGCCGCUUCGCAGAGGCAGUCGAUGAACACCUCACUGCAAAGCGAAAAUGGUCUUGUCGAGAUGUGUACUCGACUGGUUUGAUGGAGGCAUGCUUUCCUGCUUCUUUUGUAGUCCUUGCAUGCGUCGUUGCCCAUGAGGUCAGUCAAGGCCGGGCGUCGCCCGGAGACUUUGUUUUCCUAAUACAGUACUGGGACUAUCUCAUUUGGCCGAUCAAGUACUUGACCAAGGAUUACAGGUGGUUGAUUGCAGACUUGAUCGAUGCUGAACGGCUGCUCGACCUGCUUACCACCAAACCGACGGUGUCUGACAAGUGCGAUGCUUUUGAUCUUGGACCUGUUCAGGGGUAUGUUGAAUUUAAGGAUGUGUGUUUUUCAUACAACAACAAGCAACCGGCUGUCCAUGACAUCAAUAUCUCUGCAGCUCCCGGGGCCAUUGUCGCCUUGGUUGGCACCACCGGAGCCGGAAAGUCUUCGCUGGUGAAGCUAUUACUUCGCCAUUAUGAUGUAACCUCCGGGCGUAUCAAAAUUGAUGGCCAUGAUAUUCGCGAUGUAACAAAAGGUUCUCUCCGGGAUUCUAUCGGUAUUGUACCGCAAAACCCUAUCCUUUUCAACGCCUCGAUUAUGGAUAAUAUUCGAUACGCCAAAUUGGAUGCUUCUGAUGAAGAAGUCUAUCGAGCAUGUCAAGCGGCUGCAAUUCAUGACAAGAUUCACUCUUUCGCAGAGGGCUAUCAAACCAAAGUCGGGGAGCAGGGUGUCAAAUUAUCUGGCGGCGAGGUCCAGCGCUUAGCGAUUGCACGAGCUAUUCUGAAGAACCCACCCAUUCUCAUAUUAGACGAGGCAACCAGUGCUGUAGACACUGAAACAGAGGCCAAAAUCCAAGAAGCCCUGAAAUAUCUCAUCAAGGACAGAACAACUUUCGUUAUCGCACACCGGCUUUCAACUGUAGUCAAUGCAGAUCGCAUCUUUGUGCUGGAUAAUGGUAGCAUUGCUGAAAGUGGGACCCACCGGGAAUUACUUGAAAAGCAAGGGCGAUACUACAACCUCUGGCAUACACAACUGCAUGAAAAUGAGGAUCCUAUGAUGAUAGAUCAAGAGGCUACAGACUGAACCAACCGUACUAGGGUGGUGCCUCUUAAAACUACUAAGAUUGCCUGAACUAGCCAUAUCUAUCAUGUUAGAGGAUAGCACACCAUGGAUACUACCCAGGCCAGUUCCCUCUUAUCAGGAGGAUGCUCAUCCUCUGGACAACUUACCGAAUCCGCCGCAUGUCUACAUGAAAUCGGCCGAUGCUGCUAUUCUUGGGGAGUCGAUGCUCCCUAUCUUUGGGUGUACUGGCUACACUAUCCCUAUUGGAGAGGUACCUUAUAGGUCGGCAGCUACGCUUGAAGACAGAGAUGAUGCCGGUGACAAUUAACUUGGUCGUGAUGUGGCUCUGUGC
This is a messenger RNA of Aspergillus pseudotamarii, 3170 nucleotides long. RefSeq names its product ABC transporter ATP-binding protein. Gene Ontology annotation, molecular function: ATP binding; ATP hydrolysis activity; ABC-type transporter activity. The transcript has a single exon. The record is from RefSeq and is a predicted model, not a curated record. Bases 365 to 2839 code for a protein of 824 amino acids. Gene Ontology annotation, cellular component: membrane. Gene Ontology annotation, biological process: transmembrane transport. Lineage: Eukaryota; Fungi; Ascomycota; Eurotiomycetes; Eurotiales; Aspergillaceae.